ACCGGAUUGAGAUUGUACAAGCCAUAUCGCUUUGAGCUAACGUAUGUUCGGCGAAAUGAUGGCAACAUGCUGAGCGCAUCAGCCUUCGCAUUUAUGAGGACCGUGGAGACCGAAAUCAGGUCCAUGGCGCCAUUCCGAAAGCUCUGCGAGACCGCAGAGCCGCGUUACAAGCACCACUGUGACCCGGGGAUCUCCAUGGUCAACGUUAUGUAUCCUUUUCCAGUCUCAGACGGGGCAGAUGCCCGCCUCUUCUUCAAUGGGAGUGGCACUAGCGCUUCCUUGCUGCCGGUGGGUGUGUCUUUAGCUCAGCAGGAGCAGCUUACGCAAGCUGUUUGGCCGGAAGGUAUGGCAAACGCCAAGGUCAAGCUGGUGGGCACGCAGAACUGUGGCGAUCGUGUAGCAGACUGCGCAAAGUGGAAAGAUCAGGGACAAUGUUCUCCAGGUGCCGCCCACGAAGCCUACAUGCAGGACUUCUGCAAGGCGACAUGUGGCGUUUGCGACACGGUGCCCAGCGAGGAUGCCACGGACGCGGAGGAAGGUCAGGAGAUCGUGGCGAUUCGCUCAUACUUUGCGCUACAAGCCUACUGCUGUACAGCAGGCCAAUCCGGACAGGGAGCUAUCGUGGCGGAGAUGGAUGCCAUCUGGAAUACCUUAGUUUCCGAGUUGGUGGAGUUCCUCACGCGCACGAACUCAAGGGGAGGCACUUUCCGAGUCUUCUUUCAGGGAGACGGAGUGUCCUCAUACGAAACCUUUGCCGCCGUGGCCAAUGAUGCCAUGUUCGCUAUAAUGUCCUACUGCUUUGUCCUUCUCUACGCAACGCUUCAUACCCGGAGCCCCUUCCUGGCGCUGGUGGGGCUCUUCUUAGUCAUGCUCUCCAUCCCGGCCACGCUGGCCGUUUUCAUCCUGGCAUCUGGUAGCGGUGAGUUCAGCCUCAUGAUGUGCCUCUCCGUCUUCAUAGUCAUCGGGGUUGGCUCAGAUAUGCUGUUCGUCUACACAGACUUCUACAAGCAGUCCCU
Molecule: messenger RNA, 1016 nt
Organism: Symbiodinium pilosum
Lineage: Eukaryota; Dinophyceae; Suessiales; Symbiodiniaceae
Source: the annotation of a GenBank genome assembly